AUGCGCUCGGUUGACUUUACGGACAACUACGUCCCCAUGUUUCAGGGCAAGAUUAGGUUUACUGUAAGGAAGGUUGUGCUGAACCAUCCGCUGCAGAUUGUGGCCGUUGAAGAUAUCAAAUGCUUUGUCGUGUGUGCGCUGAUGAAGUCUGAGGAGUGGAGAAGCAACGUGGUGUCGAUUGUGGGGGAUAAGCUAAGGUUCGGGCAAGCUAAUGGAGCCUCUGGGGCGAAUACUGAGGAACUUAGAGAAAUGAGUUCUGCACUUAUUGGUUUUGGAACUUACGUCAAGAGGUCUAGUGGAUUCUUAGGAACGAAGGGAGGGCGAAUACACGUGCCAAAAACCUUCCUUCUGACUGCAUUACUCAGAGUGCAUGCCUUGCGCCUCACUACCGUCUUCACCUAA
Molecule: messenger RNA, 402 nt
Organism: Didymella exigua CBS 183.55
Lineage: Eukaryota; Fungi; Ascomycota; Dothideomycetes; Pleosporales; Didymellaceae
Exons: 1
Coding region: 1-402 (133 amino acids)
Source: RefSeq, a predicted model, not a curated record